AUGAAGGACCUGGAAAUGCGAUUCCACACACAACGACUGCAAGUACUCCAAAACGUGGAGGAAUCCAAUCUUUUGGACUGGGGAGCCCGUCAAGAUUUUCAUCAGUAUCUGGACCAUUUUGAGUUCUAUGUACUGAACAGGACAGCAGAUCCUUCACCACCACUGCAUCGACUGACCAACUACAGCUACUUUCAUCUCCCCGACGAGGAUGGGCCCGAUGGUUUGUGUUGGGCAGCCACGUUGUUUUACAAAUACUAUCAACAACCAAAUGCUACAGCCUUGUCACAUGUUCUGUUUGCCUAUCUCAGUCGAGAUUGGGGAGCCUUUUCGGUCGAGUGGACGCAUGGACUUUAUCUGCAUCCAAACUACACCAGGCGACUUGAAAUCAAACAAAAGGAAUCAUCUGUGAAUUCACACUUGACCUCUGGACUAAUUCAAAGACAACAGCCCUACCAACCAAGGCCGGUCCUGCUGUACAUAAGCUACCAGAAAUGGGAUUUUCGCAUACGCCAAUUGCAGUCUCUGCACAAACGAUUGCAAGUACCCAACAGCUAUGAGCGACUGUUGGGCCUUGAUAAUGUCCAUCCAGAUGCCUGGCAUCCAUUGUCUCGUGCCCGGCGGAUUCGUCGAGGCAUUCUCCUAUUUUGGCGCCACAAGCUACGAAGACUUCCCCUGAACUCGGAUAUGCAGCAUUUGCAGGACGGAAUGCAGUAUUUGCACAACAUAAGUCAAGCCAAGUUUAUGCUUUCCCCUGUAGGUUGGGGAAUGGAUUGCUACCGGAACUAUGAAAUGUUGUACAUGGGCACUAUUCCUGUGAUUGAGACCCGGAAUCGCACCCAUGACAGGUGGUUUCGCAUUUUUGAUGCUCUUCCGGUGGCAUUCAUUGAUCACUAUGACAACUUGACAAAUGAAUGGCUGGAGGCGGAAUACAGGAGGAUAUUGCAGGGCUCCUAUCGUUGGGAAAAACUGACCAAACAGUACUGGGUGAAGUUUACCAAGGCUUUUAUGGAAUGA
Molecule: messenger RNA, 1014 nt
Organism: Seminavis robusta
Lineage: Eukaryota; Bacillariophyta; Bacillariophyceae; Naviculales; Naviculaceae
Source: the annotation of a GenBank genome assembly